AUGGCAAUAUAUUGAUAACAAAAUCUGAGUUUAUUUACGACAAUUUUACCGGUUUAGAGACACCGGUCCGCACCGAUAUCUACUAUGCCAUCGAAAAUGUCAAAACCGGUCACUAUAUGAUAUGGUUUGGCACAAAUGAGACGGUAGUUGACCAGUUGGCCGCAAAUCAGAGCCGAUUUUGGCAUCUGUUUCAAGCGCUGGAUAACGGCUGGUAUAAAAUGCGCCACCAGUUUGGCAGUCAUAUGGUUCAGAUUACCCGUACACCGGAUAAUGUUAAUUAUCAUAUUUAUGAAAAAUCCUGUGGACCAGAUAAUGAGGAACUACCAAUUGGUGAACUGGUAGGUCAAUACAAAUUGAUAUGCCAUGUAGUAGACAAUAGUGACUAUUCUGAGUUUACAUGGAAAUUUAUUGAACGUACAAACCAUAGGACAACAAUAGUUGACUAUAUUUUCAAUUGUGAUCAAAAAUAUUAUCUACUAAUUGUCAUCGCACUGGUAGUUGUUAUCAUAUUAAAUAUUUUAGCAGACAAAGAGGUUAAUCAAAAAUAUCCUAGAUGAAACAAA
Oppia nitens is the source of this 563-nucleotide messenger RNA. RefSeq lists its product as uncharacterized. The coding region runs from base 117 to 557 and encodes 146 amino acids. Lineage: Eukaryota; Metazoa; Arthropoda; Arachnida; Sarcoptiformes; Oppiidae. The transcript has 2 exons. The record is from RefSeq and is a predicted model, not a curated record.